Molecule: messenger RNA, 3331 nt
Organism: Cydia strobilella
Lineage: Eukaryota; Metazoa; Arthropoda; Insecta; Lepidoptera; Tortricidae
Gene: CCT2
Product: T-complex protein 1 subunit beta
Exons: 10
Coding region: 125-1735 (536 amino acids)
Biological process (GO): protein folding
Cellular component (GO): chaperonin-containing T-complex; cytosol
Molecular function (GO): ATP-dependent protein folding chaperone; ATP binding; ATP hydrolysis activity
Source: RefSeq, a predicted model, not a curated record
AACACGAAUGGAUGAAUGAAUAGAAACCAAACCAAAAAUCACGAGCGACGAGCGAGCAAAAGUAAAUUGUGCUGAGCCGGUGGUUUAUUGUGUUUUUAAGCCUAACCCUACAAAAGAUCUCAAAAUGGUCUCCCUAAACCCCAUCAGAAUAUUGAAAAAUGACGCUGAAGAAGAGAGAGCCGAAGUGGCUCGUAUGUCCAGUUUCAUCGGAGCUAUUGCAAUCGGCGAUUUGGUAAAGAGUACUCUGGGCCCUAAAGGGAUGGACAAAAUUUUGGUCUCUAUGGGUAGAAACUCUGGACAGGUUGAAGUCACAAAUGAUGGUGCCACAAUUUUGAAAUCAAUUGGGGUUGAUAACCCGGCUGCAAAGAUUUUGGUAGACAUGGCAAAGGUACAAGAUGAUGAAGUGGGUGACGGUACAACAUCAGUCACCGUCUUAGCUGCUGAACUGCUCCGUGAGGCUGAGAAGCUGGUUGAGCAGAAGCUGCACCCUCAGACAAUUAUUGCCGGGUGGCGCAUUUCUGUUGACGCUGCCAAAAAAGCUCUUCAAGGUGCCAGCUUCGACCACCAGAAGAACCUCAAUGAUGCGGCUCUCCGUUCUGACCUGGAAAAUAUUGCUCGUACCACAUUAAGCUCUAAGAUUCUCUCUAAUCACAAAGAACAUUUCACAAAACUCGCCGUGGAUGCAGUGCUCCGCCUGAAGGGUUCAGGGAAUCUGAAAGCCAUACAGAUCAUCAAAAUCUCUGGCGGCCUCCUUGAAGAGUCAUUCCUGGAUGAAGGCUUUCUUUUAAACAAAAAGGUGGGAGUACAUCAACCGAAACGCCUUGAAAACGCCAACAUUUUGAUCGCCAACACUCCCAUGGACACAGACAAGAUUAAGGUGUUUGGUUCAACCAUCAAAGUGGACUCCAUGGCCAAGAUUGCCGAACUGGAGGUGGCCGAAAAGGAAAAGAUGAAGGAUAAAGUUAACAAGAUCUUGGCACACAAGUGCAAUGUCUUCAUUAACAGACAACUGAUCUACAACUACCCGGAGCAGCUGUUCGCGGACGCGGGCGUGAUGGCCAUAGAGCACGCGGACUUCGACGGCAUCGAGCGGCUGGCGCUCGUCACGGGCGGCGAGAUCGUCUCCACCUUCGACUCGCCUGACAAAGUCACGCUGGGGCACUGCAAACUUAUUGAGCAGGUGCUGAUUGGCGACGAGUGCCUGAUCCGUUUCUCGGGCGUGGAGCUGGGCGCGGCGUGCACGGUGGUGAUCCGCGGCGCCACGCAGCAAGUCAUCGACGAGGCCGAGCGCUCGCUGCACGACGCGCUCUGCGUGCUCGCCGCCACCGUGCGAGAGCCCAAGGUCAUCUACGGCGGAGGCGCGAGCGAGAUGCUGAUGGCAGAGGCGGUGUCCGUCGCGGCGGCGCACACGCCGGGCAAGGAGGCCGCCGCGGCCGAGGCCUUCGCCGUGGCGCUGCGCCGUCUGCCCGCCGCCGUCGCCGACAACGCCGGCUACGACAGCGCCGACCUCAUCGCGCGCCUGCGCGCCGCGCACGCGAGGGGCGACGUCACCGCCGGCCUAGACAUGAACAACGGCGUGGUGGGCGACAUGAAGCAGCUGGGCGUGACGGAGUCGUACGUGGUGAAGCGGCAGGUGCUGGAGUCGGCGGCCGAGGCGGCCGAGAUGAUCCUGCGCGUCGACAACAUCCUCAAGGCCGCGCCGCGCCGUCGCCAGCCUGACCACCGCCCCUGCUAGGUCGCCCGUACUACUACUACCACCAUUACGAACAAGGGCGACGACUGACUGAGACGGUUCAUCAUUCUAAAUUCAAAAGCACAGAAGAUUAAACGCGUACUAGUAGGGCGUUUUCUAAAAUUAAUAUUGAAAACCUGUUUCUCACAGGUGUUUUUGGGUUCUUUCAACUCAAAAUCACUAUAUAUAUAUUCAAACCUGAUGAUAAAAAAAAUGUCCCAAAAAUUUGUAUGAAAAUUGUACAUUCCACGUCACGCACAUGCAAGUGGAAAAAAAACACACUAAAACGUGACGUAAUGGAAUUUUGGGACAUCUUUUUUUUAAUGGCAGGAUGGAGAAUGCUGUCGAUUCUGAGUAGAAUGAGCCCAAGAAUGUCCAGGUUUGAAAGAAUCAAGUUUUCAAUAUUUAUUUUAGCAAAACGCCCAGUAACGCGCGGUUAAAAACUAAAAUCACACAUUGGAACACAUCGCUCAUUGGAACGCACGAAGCAAACUUGCAACAGCGCCGUAUUCGCCCCGUAUUCGUGUUAUGAAAUGAACCGUCCGAGUUAAGCGUUAGAUCUAUAGUAUUAUCUGAAGCUCGUGGCAAACGGUUUUAGUCAUUCGAUUUUCUAUCUUACGUUAUGUUAAAAAAGCCUGAGAAAGAUAAUAUGGAAUCAAAUGAAUAAAACCGUCUAUCAGAGUUCCCCAGGUAAUCAUAUUGUAUCGGUGAACUGGUGUGAAGUGAGCGAUAUACGACAUCUAUUUUUAGUUACAUGGACGAAAUGUUUUUGUAAAGUGGCUCAGCUUUCUCGGUGAUAUUGCGUCAGUCACAUUUGUACGUCUUAAAGCUUUAAUAUGUUUUAUUUUUAUUAUGCCUCCCAGUUGUUUUUUUUUUAAUAAUCUUUAUUGCUUACUUUACACCAGUAACAUAUCCCUAUAUAUGUAUAAAUAUUUACCGAUUGAUGCGGUAUAGAGCAUCUCACUACGUUUAUAACUUUGUUAGGGUGCAUGCGUUGACCGCGAAUGCAGUUGAGGCAUUGACACGCAAUAUGAACAAAGUAUGGAUGUGGAUUUAUCAGAUAUAUCUGAGUAUGUCCGUACGUUAUUAGUUACACUUAAUAAGCUUGGUUAAUGCUGAUGCCAGUAUUGUCAAAGUUCACUAUUUUAUUUCACGAUUAUUCAAUGAAUUACCAAUUUAGUUCUGUAUGAAAGAAAAUCUGGCCCUUGUUUCGACUGGCAAUUGUCGCCUGACAUGGACUGACAGUUCGCCGUACAUUGCUGGUCCAAUUUUAAGUAAACAUUGACGUUAUGUAACGUCGUUGCUUACCGACCACGAAAUGUACGUAAUUAUCAGUGUCAGGUAUCAAUUAAAUUAAGUUGGGGAAAUGGGCCCAGUUUAGACCUAAAUGUGUCGUGAGAUUAAAUUGUGCGACUCGUAUCUAUAUUUUUGUGUCGUUUAUGGCCACAUAUUUUAUUUUACUAAAUGUCCUCUUAGCUUUGCUAGCGGAACUAUUCGUAAGACUCUAAAAACAAUGUUGCACUAACGUUAUUGUUUUAAUUUUCUGGCCACAGAUGCCUUGACUUAAUGAUGUAUGAAUAAAUAUUUAAUACUAUGUGA